AUGUGGAAGAACCAGUUUGACCACUGUCAUGUGACCGAGACCCUGCAGGUUUCAUUAUUUCUCUCACCUGCCUACACUGCGGCACAGGGAGCUUCACUUCGUACGUGGUUUACCGAGCACCUUCUGCGCAACAAAAAAACAUAAAAAAAGACAUUAAAAAUUAAAGGAUUUCAUUUAACAUCACAAAAGGGACGUGUUAUCCUGCUGUGGGUGGAAGAGACAGCACCUUCCCUGGGGACUUGUCUGGAAAAACGCAGGUCAGCGCACCUUUUGUGAAAGACUGAGCGUUCUGGGAGAGACUGAGCCUGUGCCUCUCCGUUCGGCAGCUGACGAGCGGAACUGCCUGGCCUGGCGCCAGACUGCAACCCCACGCUCUGUGAAGACAGCGCGCGGAGCCAAGUCAUGGGAAAGCUCCUGUCCAGACAGACCGAGAGGCCGCCCCAGGUGGUCCUGAUGGGCCUGGACGGGGCGGGGAAGUCGACGCUCCUCUCCAGGCUCCAGUGGGGGGAGAAGAUGGAGACCUCCCCGACCGUGGGCUUCAACGUGGGAACGCUGGAGGUGGAGAAGGGCGUGACCCUGACCGUCUGGGACGUGGGGGGCCAGGGCGAGAUGCGGGCCAACUGGAAGUACUACCUGGACGACUGCCAGGCGCUGGUGUUCGUGGUGGACGGCGUGGACCGGGAACGCCUGGGGGAGGCGCAGAAGGCCCUGCGGAGGGUCCUGAGAGAGGAGGCCCUGAAGGAGGUCCCCCUAAUGGUGCUGGUCAACAAGAAGGACCUCCCCAACUCCAUGACCAUCCGCGAGGUGUCCAACCAGCUGGAUCUGCCAAACAACAAGGGUCGGGACUGGCAGAUCCAGGCCUGCAGCGCCUACACAGGCCUGGGGCUUCAGCAGGCCUUCCUGUCCGUGGCCAAACUCAUCAAACAGCACCAAUGAGAGGCCAGAUUCAUCAAAAACCACCAAUGGGAGGCCACACUCA
This is a messenger RNA of Anguilla anguilla (European eel), 979 nucleotides long. RefSeq names its product ADP-ribosylation factor-like 11 (gene arl11). The transcript has a single exon. Bases 403 to 936 code for a protein of 177 amino acids. Gene Ontology annotation, biological process: vesicle-mediated transport; intracellular protein transport. NCBI's taxonomy places the organism in Eukaryota, Metazoa, Chordata, Actinopteri, Anguilliformes, Anguillidae. The record is from RefSeq and is a predicted model, not a curated record. Gene Ontology annotation, molecular function: GTP binding; GTPase activity. Gene Ontology annotation, cellular component: cytoplasm.